This is a messenger RNA of Anopheles moucheti, 1191 nucleotides long. Its product is annotated as zinc finger protein 182-like. The record is from RefSeq and is a predicted model, not a curated record. The coding region runs from base 103 to 1191 and encodes 362 amino acids. Lineage: Eukaryota; Metazoa; Arthropoda; Insecta; Diptera; Culicidae. Gene Ontology annotation, biological process: regulation of transcription by RNA polymerase II. Gene Ontology annotation, cellular component: chromosome. Gene Ontology annotation, molecular function: chromatin insulator sequence binding. The transcript has 3 exons.
UCAACUAGUUAAUUAUAAUGCUGUUAAGUUUUUAUAGGAUUAGUCUAUUCUAUAAUCAUUACGCCGUGAAAUAACAAGUGAAUUUGUAGUGGCAACAUUAAAAUGCAAGCUCAAUCACAGGCUAGCACAGAAACCUGGAUAAUUUCACCCCCGGUACGGUACGAAGAAGAUGCGAAACAGUUUUCAACAACAAUUAAGGUUGAACAGCGAGAUACUUCCGAAACCAUACCGCACAUGAAUUGCACGCAAAGUAAUAAAACAAUUGCAGAAGAUACAACCUUCCCAACAAAUGCACAUACAAGAGACGAUACGGGAGAAUAUUCGUUUGUUGAUGAGAUCGAAAUAGGCGAAACGACGAUUGUGUCCUCGCUAGGCGAGCAUGUGGAAGUAAAGAUGGAAUAUAUUUCAAGUGAUGAAUCUUCUGUCGAACAGAAGAUACACGAUGGAAAUAAAACUUCCAGUCGUGAAGCACAAAACAAACCGCAUACGGCUGUAACAAACAUGGAGAAUAAAAAGCUCCCCUACAAGUGUGAGUUCUGCGAAUCAUCGUUCUUCAAUACCCGUCAGCUUAGCAAUCACCGGCGAAACCAUCAGCUGGAAGAGUGUCCAGUUUGCAGGAAAACGAUUAUAUUUCGAUACCUGAAGGAACAUAUUGCGCUAAACCACCCGAAGGCGGAUAUCCUAUCCGACAAGCGACUCUACAAGUGUGAUCAAUGCGAAAAGAUUUUCCAUUGCAAAACGCUUCUAAUCGAUCAUCAGCGCAACCAUCAGACGAAAGAGUGCCCCAUCUGCAAGCAGAUGAUAAAACUGCGCGUACUGAACAUGCAUAUGGCACGCAAGCAUUCCGCACACGUGCCACUGUCCGAGCGGCAUGCAUUUCAAUGCGAUCAGUGCGAUAAAUCGUUUGUGUCGAAACCGCAACUGGUUGAUCAUCAGCGUGAUCAUAUGGUGAAAAACUGUCCUGAGUGCGGCACGAAGAUAAUGGCACGUUGUUUGAAGAAGCACAUGGCAAGGAAACAUCCACCCGGUGGUGGAAAUGAUAAUAUGGUGCGGCUGUACAAAUGCGAAUGGUGCGAGAAAUCUUAUGCUAACAAAAGUUCACUUUUGUUCCAUCAAGCGAAUCACGAACAGAUGCUUUGCAACCCAAUUUUUCUAAGCCCCGAUUGCGAUAAACUUCGUCGUAACAACUAA